GUCGAAAAUCUGAUCAGCGGCGAAACGCGUCGGCUUUUAUACCUGAGUCAUCGAAGGUUCCAGAUUAAUUCCUGAUGCCCGCGUGUCUUCCAGAAAGUUCUAGACAAUUCGCGUCGCUCAUACAACCAGAUUACAUGACCGUCGGUGACCACAGACGGAUAGAAGCAUCGAUAACGUUCGAGAAGCUUCCGAUGCAGGCGCGUCCUGCGCCGAGCGAUAACGUUUAACACUUGUUAGCCGGUGGAAAGCGGCCACCGGUGAAAGAUAAACAUGUAUACGUGUCAAUAUGCUUUCUUCGUUGAUAGUAGGUCUUCUCGAAUUGCUUGAUGCAGCAUAUAGUAUUUAACGCGUUCAGAUUCUUCCGACAGCGCUUGUUCUGCCAUUCCAGGCGUGCAAUAUCUUGCACUGCAGUUGUACAUUCCCCUCAAUACCGAAUGUGUUGUUCAUUGCAUGGGAGUCUUAUCUCUCUCUCUCUCCAUCCUUCUGAACAGUCGAUGAUGAUGUAGUAGGAGGACGUGAGUGGCUAAGGAGCCGUGCCGUCGUCCCUACCUUUACUUUGACAGAAGGGCGAAGGCGGCGGCGAGCCGAGCGGCGGCUGCGACGACCAGCGUUCAGGCUAGCUUCUAGAACGACACGGCGAGUGCCGAGCUUGCGCCUCGAGCACGUGCUGCGCCUCUAUUUUUGUCUUCCUUGAGAGACUGAUAGUCUGAUACUGCCGACCAAAGCGCUCCCCAUUGCGGCGUCGGUGGGCGCUACAAUGUAACUACAUGGCCCCAUUCAUGCAUUGUUCUUCUGAGGAGUUAUGGCAACAUUUUCCAUUUUCCACAACUUUGUGAUUUCGUAAAUUUAGUCAGUUUCUGCGGCGUGAAGAACCGUGAAGGGUUUCGCGUUUCGUACUUAUUCUACACCACAUGGUCCAUGGACAAUCCAGUCCAUGGUCCAUGGCCCAGCGUCUCUUGGCCAUGGGCCCAUGGCCCCGUGUCUCUUGCGUUUUUCAGUUGUAAUCCGCAAUCAAUAUUUCCAUCCUGUUCGUAUAUAACUUACUCUUCGUUAAGUCGACGAAGUCAUCCUUUUGAUAAUACGUCUAUUUCAAUGGCCUUGAUUAGUUACUAAUUCACCAUCUGGAUUUUGUUUGGCAGAUUCUAUACUACAGUCCUCUCGCUUUAUCUUCGUCCGAAUGCUCCCAGCGUGAGUACCUGUGCGGUCGAAUUUACAACCUAGUUUUCGUGCCACACAGGCCCAUGUACUCUUGUUGGCUUCCACAUGAAAUUCUUGCAUCCUCUACUCUAUUUUAACAUUCUGCCCAUGCUGUCGCCGUGUAUAGAACUGAAUAGUCUUGAUACUGUUUAGGAGAUGCUAGUUGCUAUCAGCCACAUCGCACUCUCCUUUUGCAUUGUUUGACUUGCUCUCGUUGAUUUUCUUCUGCACAUUUCCUUUGGCUUCGCAACGCUUGCAAACUAGGGUUGCGUUGCAAGAUUUUGCCCUAUAUUUUGGUCUCGCGUACCGGGAGCAUGGCUUCGUAUCGAAGCUUCUGCUUCAUGUCCUAUAUUAUUGAUCGGCGGCAGUCUUCAGUGAAAUGUAUUUUGAUUCGAGUAGCCUGGUUUGGCAACCAGGCAAUUUUGGGACUGAGCUUUCAAGUCUUGCGCGUGAAGUUUAGUCUAUCAAUCCAUUUUCUUUGAGCAUUCUUCACUGCCUUCGGAGUAAUGGAGUCAGUCGAUGCAUCUUGUUCUUGCAAAAAUCUGUUUCGUGACUCUGCACUAGACAUUCAUUUGUUUCUUCCUCGUACAGACUGUUCAUUGUGCCCGGAGUAGCUUGGACUCCCUUUAUAAAACUAGAAGUCCAUGAAUGGUUCUCGUGGCGUCCUACGCUUCCAAAUUGGCAUCAUCAUUGGAGCGCACAAAUCUACAUUCACUCCGAGCACUUUCACUGCAAUCAUGUGUACUUAGACGGUCUGGCCGAAUCCUCUCAAGCCUUUGAGUUCAUCAGAAUUUUUGACUGGUUUUUAGCUUGAUCAACGCAUUCAUGGGAGUUUCCUUUAAAUGUUCAUUACCGUAUUCUUCCUUCAAAGGCUCCCGGCCAUGGCGGCCGCAUUUCGAUGGGGGCGAAAUGCUAAAUCACCCGUGUACUUAUAUUUAGGUGCACGUUAAAGAAGCCCAGGUAGUUCAAAUUUCCGGAGUUUCCCACUACGGCGUGCCUCAUAAUCAGAUCGUGGUUUUGGCACGGAAAACCCCAUAAUUCCUUCAAAAGCUACACAGCUGUAUAAUUAUCGGUCUACUGCAGCCCUAAAAUAAAUGCAGCUGCCUUGCCAUCAAAGGCAAAAUAGUGGAACUUGUGGAAAAUUCUGACGAAAAUGAAUUGCGCUUUCACACUGUGUCCAAAGUCUUUGUCACAUCAACUUGUAGCCGUCAAACAUUAACAUCUUUAGUUUAGGCAGUUUCACGUAACUGCCAUGAUCCGGGGACUGAUUGACUGAUGCUGACUGGUUACUUUCUAUUGCUGCAUUAUCGCAAUCAUUCGUCAUUAGUCAGCUCAUUUAUACUGGGCUAUCUCUCAAAUUGUAAUUACCUUCAUGCCAUAUUCCACUACUUCCUAAAAUUCGUCAGACGCUGUUUCCUCGAUAACGAACCUCUCCAUCUGUGAAUUAGCGGCUCGGCAACUGUUAUGCCCUUGAUUUGACCAGAGCUUGUGAUUACUGAAUCUACGUCGUCUCCGUCGCUCACUUUUCUUUCUGCCUUUAAUGAGGUUCAUUAUCUCCAUCCUCAGUUUUCCGUCUUUUUCGAAACCUUUCUAUUCAUGUUCAAAAUACAGGCUGACAUUCACGAAGUAGCGAUGGCUUCUAUUCUCUUUAGCGGUUGCUCUCGGCUCCACGGCAUCUGUUCCAGAUUGCCAAUCGCUUGACAGCUAGCUUUUUUCUUCACUGUUGUCCUUAGGGGUGAGGGUCGAUUGCGGCCCACAAGACACCCAGUCCGCUCCUGCACAUUGACUGUCCGCUCUACGCUCCAGGAAAGAUUACUUCGCGCACGAGCCCCACCCGUUCCAGGAGCGACUGUCAUCCACUUCUACAUUCUCUCGCCGAUGGCGUCUUGCUGGCAGACUCGACUGUCCUCCUCGCCCUGCACUACUACUGGUUCUGAGCUGAUUUUCUAUUGCGGUCCACAAGGACACUCUCCGGUCUAUGCUCCAGUGGAGAUUACUUCCCGCACGAGCACCACCCGUUCCAGGAGCGACUAUCAUCACUUCUACAUUCUCUCGCCGAUGGCGUCUUGCUGGCAGACUCGACUGUCCUCCUCGCCCUGCACUACUACUGGUUCUGAGCUGAUUUUCGAUUGCGGUCCACAAGGACACUCUCCGGUCUACGCUCCAGUGGAGAUUACUUCCCGCACGAGCACCACCCGUUCCAGGAGCGACUAUCAUCACUUCUACAUUCUCUCGCCGAUGGCGUCUUGCUGGCAGACGCGACUGUCCUCCUCGCCCUGCACUACUACUGGUUCUGAGCUGAUUUUCUAUUGCGGUCCACAAGGACACUCUCCGGUCUAUGCUCCAGUGGAGAUUACUUCCCGCACGAGCACCACCCGUUCCAGGAGCGACUAUCAUCACUUCUACAUUCUCUCGCCGAUAGCGUCUUGCUGGCAGACGCGACUGUCCUCCUCGCCCUGCACUACUACUGAUUCUGAGCUCAUUUUCGAUUGCGGUCCACAAGGACACUCUUUGGUCUACUCUCCAGUAGAGAUUACUUCGCGCACGAGCCCCACCCGUUCCAGGAGCGACUAUCACCACUUCUACAUUCUCUCGCCGAUGGCGUCUUGCUGGCAGACUCGACUGUCCUCCUCGCCCUGCACUACUACUGACUCUGAGCUGAUUUUCGAUUGCGGUCCACAAGGACACUCUCCGGUCUACGCUCCAGUGGAGAUUACUUCACGCACGAGCACAACCCGUUCCAGGAGCGACUAUCAUCACUUCUACAUUCUCUCGCCGAUGGCGUCUUGCUGGCAGACGCGACUGUCCUCCUCGCCCUGCACUACUACUGGUUCUGAGCUCAUUUCCGACUGCGGUCCACAAGGACACUCUUUGGUCUACUCUCCAGUGGAGAUUACUUCGCGCACGAGCACCACCCGUUCCAGGAGCGACUAUCAUCACUUCUACAUUCUCUCGCCGAUGGCGUCUUGCUGGCAGACGCGACUGUCCUCCUCGCCCUGCACUACUACUGAUUCUGAGCUCAUUUUCGAUUGCGGUCCACAAGGACACUCUUUGGUCUACUCUCCAGUGGAGAUUACUUCGCGCACGAGCCCCACCCGUUCCAGGAGCGACUAUCACCACUUCUACAUUCUCUCGCCGAUGGCGUCUUGCUGGCAGACUCGACUGUCCUCCUCGCCCUGCACUACUACUGAUUCUGAGCUGAUUUUCGAUUGCGGUCCACAAGGACACCCAGCCUGCUCCUGCACAUUGACUCUCCGGUCUGCUCUCCAGAGUGAAUUACUUCGAGCUUCACUCGCCCUGUGACGGACCAUGUUUGCAUUGCUACAUUCUCUCGCCGAUGGCGUCCUACUGGUAUACUGGACCUAUCCUGGAGCCCUUGUGCUUAAUUUUUGCUAAAUAUCACAUACACCCGACUGUACUCCGACUGUUUUAGAAUGACCAACAAACAGGCCUUGUGCCGUUUCAAGAUGCGAGGGUGUUAUCGCUUGUGGCACGAGAUAAUUGUUCGAGCACGCUCAUUUACAGCAAGGACAUUCCUGGCCUUCAAGAGUGACAAUCUUGCCCGAUCGUCCUGCGCAGACUCUAAACAGCCCGCUUCUUCUAACCUCUGAAACCGUGGUACGCCUCCGUGUCGGCGAUGUCCUGCACUGUGAUGGCGGCGUGUUGAUGCUCGGAAGGACUGCUUGUAGUCGCCGUCCCGUGACCGUCCAUCAGAUGUACUUCUACAGUUCUGUUUGGUUUUUUUACGCAGGCAUAUUUAAUGUUUCGUAUAGCACGUUUUUCUGCUUUGAAAGAGUGGUACGUCGCUGAGCGAAUGGAUGACGCUUCUACAAUUAUCAGAAUACGAAGCAGAACAGUAAGGUCUGUUUACGUAGACCACCCAGUUUUUCAGAAGGGUUGUUAUUCUUCACGAGCUGACCUGUAAAUUUUUGGUGGCGAGAGUAAUGGGCAUUAAUUCACAUUGUGCGCUUUCGUAGUAGUACGUUGACUGCGUGUGUGUGCGUUUGCGUGUGUGCGUUUGCGUGUGUGCGUUUGCGUGUGUGCGUUUGCGUGUGUGCGCGUGUUUGAGUGUGCGCGUACUGAUUUGUUCAUUUCGUAUGUACCCACCUUUUAUGUGCUCCUUUUGUUAUAUGGAGAACGGAUGUAUGACAAAGCGUCAGCGCUAUUAGGCGCAGGUCGAAUUCAUUAUAUUUCGGUAGUAUUUCCAGUGUCACCGUUGUAUCCACAAAGCCCGUUGGUUGUUCAUUUCUCCGGUUCAUCCCGGUUAAAAAUCUGUCUGGUUUCAUCCGCUUUUGAAUUGGUUGAACAACUCUUUUCUUUGGCUUUGUUCCUUAGGUUGAUCUCGGUACUCGUUUCAGCAUUCAGCGAAUAUGUAAGGCAUCCUUCUCGUAUCGGGAACGAGGGCUUCGUACACAUUCUCGGUUCUUCCACAUCGCUCAUCACCGACUCAAGAGAUCAACAUGCCUCUACAAAAGCACACAAUGCCAAUAAAUGGGAAAGAUGUUAGUUAUUCUCGCCAGUAAAUUUUCCUGAUUAGCUCAUGAUGGUAAUGACGACCAUUUUAAAAACUGGUUGGCGAUAAAUUUCGCCUUGCUCGUUGUUCCUGGUUUUGAUGUGCCUGAAUCAUUAAAUGCUUUUAUGGUUGGGUGACUGUAUGGAUACGAACAUCCUCUAUGAAAUGGUGUGUUCACGCCGUGCGUUGUCUACGUCACUUAUCGGCACGUAAACUUGCGGUUCGUAAGAUAUGUGAACCGUGGAACCUCGCAGAAAUUUGUUGCCAUCGUAGACACACGAAUAGGAGCAGCGUACGGCUCCUCGACGAGGCAGAGUAGGAUGUAUCUCUGCCUGGUCCAACAUUUAUGUUGCCUGUCGUUCGUUCAUCGGACAGUGCUACCCACUGUCGCCACCAGGUAUACUGUGCCGCCUUGGCGCCGUGGUUUGCUUGAGAUGUGUUGCAUAAUCGUCCACUGCGCGAGGUCAGUAGUAACAGCGAACCGCCAUGGCGCCCUUGACGGGUUUCUGGGUCGGUAUUUUGUAGCGAUGCCUUGCCGGUAAUAAUGCCUUUUCGCGCUUAUCGCGCUUUGUCAGUAAUCAGAGCGGCGGUCCGCUCGCGUUAUCAACGGGAUCAGCCGGCCGUGAGCGGUGGAUAAGACUAGUAUAGAAUAAGUGGUAAGGUAUCGCUACAAAAUACCGGCCCUGAUCUCGUUGCCUGCUGACUGUAGAGAUGGCGUAGUUUUGUCAUUCCAUGAUUGAAAUAUACCGCUUGAGCCAUUGUCAAACGGCUGUUUUUUUUUUUCAUCUUUAUUCAAUCAACAUAUCUAGGAGGGAUGCAAAUUGAGGUAAAGAGUCCAAAAACUUAUCACUCUGAAGGCAGAGGAACCGGUUAUCUGGAAGCUAAGAAGUUCAGGUCCCAGAGAGCCGCAUUCUCGGCAUAGCGACGAGAAGAGGAAUGCCGUACCAGCCUUCAGCCAACACGUGUCGACGUCAUACGCUGGUGAACGCGGAAAGCCCGUAAACCCCCCUGAAGACAUCUAAUUGUUAAUAAUUUUAGGUCUUCUCGACCCAGGCCAAUAUCGGCCAAAGUGUUCACUGAUUCCCUGGCCCAAGUCCCGCGGUAAGACGGUCACCGACGAGACAACUGCUCGGGAGGUGGGAUCCACAAGAGCGAGAAGUUCAGGGAAGAGAUGUUUCUCUUGUUGGUCGUGGGAAUCGGAGAGACGAAUACGAGUCCCGACUACCUAAGCAUCUAGAAUGAUCGUCUGGCCAUCCCUUCAGUUACGUUUCUUCUCCUCCUCCAGGUCUUCCAGGCAGACGAUUCUUCAGAGUCCUCGUAGCCGUCCGGUGACACAUUGCACUCAGAGAGGCCAACUUAGGAAUACAUCAGUUUAUUGUAGGACAAAGUGGCAUACACCGACUAGCGGCGGCCGAUUCUCGGCUCGCUCGCUUCCCCCCGUUUCAUCUAUACACACCCGUUUAAAUCCCUUGCGAAUUGGGGCGGGACUCUUGUUUUAGGUCCCCUCGCUCACAUUCUACCAAUCAGUUCUUUUUCAAGUAGGCGUGAUCAACAAUACACAUUACCCGCCCCCAAUUUCCAGUCCGGUUUUUGGAACACACCGACGAAUAUCACUUAAACGAAAGCCACAUGGCCCCCUUGCUCGAGGCUCAGAUGCCUCGGUGCAGUUGGCCCGGUGCAAUGGCAUGCCCCACGAACACAUAAAUCGCCCCGCGAGCCACUAAACCCCGGACAUGCCGCAGAAUCGUACUCGAGCGCGGCGUUGCCGCGAGGUCUCCCGUUACAUACGUAUGCUCGGCGGCGUAAACUGUGUGUCUCCCACACCGCAACGGGAAUGCCGCCACCACCGGCAGUGCCUGUGCUUGUGUUAGCCCCCAAGAGCGCGCCUAUAUGCCGCUGAGUGACAUGCGCGCUGUGAGGCGGCUGCUUGGCCUCUCGGUAUACGUACGCUUCUCCGUUAAAUGUCCGUAUAUCCUAGGCACCGCAGUGGAAGUGCGCCAUCCCCAGCGGUCCCCGUCUCGAAAAGCAGCGCUGUUCUAAGAACCCAAACGACGUCGGCUGUGAAAGAAUAAACAACCGCGCGAGUGUCAUGCUUGUGGCCCCCGGGUGGCGUUCAAUGCAUGCAAGGCUGAUUGGAUCAGCCAACUUAACUCCUUCUGAUCACCAGAUCUGGAAUUCUUGUGCCCUUUGUCGUCCGGUAGUGGGGCUCCAGUUCAACUUUCCAGCCUUUCUUUUAGCCUUUUGGCUAAGUGUCUGACGAUGCAAAUCAUGUCUAUGGAUUCUUGGGUGGUGUGUACGGUGACCCUGUAGGUGGUGUAUGGUAGGAUGUGCCCUAAGGACUCGGCAGUAUCGCAGCCGGCUCUGCACUUCACAGGGACAUCUCUGCCUCUCUCUAAUCUCGUAAGGUUCGGAAUGGCAGCAAUGUGAAACUUCACCAAGUUGAUAUAUUCCUUUCCUUUGAGAGAGGUAGUGCCUUCUCCCAACCAGGCUGUCGAACCUUUGGCGUUUGAACAGUCUUU
Dermacentor silvarum is the source of this 8229-nucleotide messenger RNA. RefSeq lists its product as uncharacterized. NCBI's taxonomy places the organism in Eukaryota, Metazoa, Arthropoda, Arachnida, Ixodida, Ixodidae. The transcript has 9 exons. The record is from RefSeq and is a predicted model, not a curated record. Bases 3076 to 4500 code for a protein of 474 amino acids.